Molecule: messenger RNA, 453 nt
Organism: Magnolia sinica
Lineage: Eukaryota; Viridiplantae; Streptophyta; Magnoliopsida; Magnoliales; Magnoliaceae
Product: calvin cycle protein CP12-3, chloroplastic-like
Exons: 1
Coding region: 35-412 (125 amino acids)
Biological process (GO): negative regulation of reductive pentose-phosphate cycle
Cellular component (GO): chloroplast
Source: RefSeq, a predicted model, not a curated record
GAUCACACUCCCAACCUCUCACCUUCCUCCUACAAUGGUUUCCCUUCAUCUUUCACCACUGAAGCUUCUUCCAACCUCUUUCCAUCCUCUUACAACUCCUCCCAUCACAAUACCUUCUCUUCGUAAAACCCCAAAGACCUAUCUCCUCCAUGUGUUUGCAACGGCACCACAGCCCGCUGGCGAUCAGCGCAAGGAAGAGAAGCUCUCGAUCAUGAUCGAAGAGAAGGUGACUGAAGCCCACAAGAUUUGUGAAGAGAAUUCACUUUCAGAGGAAUGCGUUGUGGCGUGGGAUGAGGUGGAAGAGGUUAGCCAAGCAAAAGCUCACCUUAGGCAAAGAUCUGCCAUCGAUCCUCUCGAGGCUUAUUGUAGGGACCACCCGAAAGCGCCUGAGUGUAGAAUAUAUGAAGAUUAAUGAGAUAUGUUAUUUCUUUCAUUAAGUCGUGAUCUUAUAAA